UCCUUGUCCUCUGAGCCACAGGUGAUAUGGAUGAGCAUAAUUAAGCCAGCCUCCUUCAUUCACCAGAGAUUUCACCAAGUGAGUAAAGGACAUUCUGGUGUUUAAGUCAAAAGUCAAAAAGUUGUUGAGCGUUUCAACAUGAAGGUUACAGACAGUAAUGUGAUUCGGUUUCACCUUCAAGUUAUUUAUGGGAUUACUGUGAAGAGGUUAGAGAAGAAAAAGGAGAGACUGUUCAUCGGUGGUGCAAAGGUCUUUGGUGUUCCUCUGGAGAAUUUACCCCGUCAGUACAUCCAUGAGUUUGGACUGGUGCCCUGCUUUUUGGUGGAUGCUUGUUCAUUUCUACUGGAGCGUGCUGGGACUGUGGGCCUGUUCAGAAAACCAGGGUCUCUUCCUCGCAUUAAGACCCUCAGGGCCAAGUUGAAUAGAGGAGAGGGAUGUCUGACCACAGCCCUCCCCUACGAUGUUUCAACGCUCAUCAAACAGUUUUGUAGGGAGCUGCCGGAGCCUUUGUUCCCCUCUGAGCUCCACGCAGCUCUGCUCAAGGCCCAGGCGCUGUCCAGCAUACAGGACAGGACCUCAGCCCUCCAGCUGCUGUCCUGUUUGCUAUCUGCCAGAAACUCCUCCUGUCUGCAUUACAUGUUUGACUUCCUCUCCAAAGUCUCCCAGAGAUGCACGGAAAACUUAAUGACCAGCUCCAACAUUGCCAUAGUCUUCGCUCCGUGUCUUUUACCGCCUCCCAACAAGGCCGAGAUGUCUGAGGAGCGACUUGAGCUCAGAGUUCUUGUCUUACGCACCUUCAUUGAAAAUCCUCACUUAUUUGGUGUGAUUCCUAAAGCUGUAAUGGACAGUAUGGAUUUUCUGAUGAAUACUCAUCUUGUGAAAGACACAAAGAGAGGUCCCAGAAAAAGACACAGCUUGAAAGCAAUGUGGUCUGUAAAGACAGUGCCCUGGAUUCAAGGAAGGUCAAAGGACAGACCUCCAGCCUCUGAGCGGAGUGAAGAGCUCACCUCAGGCGAAAGACCACCGCUCAGGAGAAGCCUCGGCCUGGAGGCUUUCCCAAAUGUCCUGCUGUUCAGAACCUGUAUGCCUUGUGCAGAACUAGGUUUCAAGCCUGCAACGGCUUUGUUAGAAAGUCACAGCCCCGUUGACAAAGAGGCAUGCAAGACCCCACAAGAAAGACCAGCAAGUUUGUGCCCUGUUUUCAGAGAUCUGCGUUUGGGUCACUUCCAGAGGUUCACCAGAGGACAGGAUGCAGACUGCUCUCCUGUGCUUACUGGUUUGGGGAAACUGCAGCUCACACCUUGGAGAAGACGUUAUGAUCUCAGUGGCAGAUACUCUCCUUGUGCUUCUUACAGCGCAGUGCUUUUAGGUCUCGCGCAGUACGCAGGUCCCAACAUCAUCACGGACACGAUGGCAGAAAUCGGAUGGGUGGUGCGGUUGUUGUUGCUCGGCCUCCUCCUGUGCCUGCAGGUCGGCAGGGCUCCAGCCCGCAGCCCCCGCACGGCGGACCAGGUGUCUGAGGCCGACAUCCAGCGGCUCCUGCACGGCGUCAUGGAGCAGCUGGGCAUCGCUCGGCCAAGGGUGGAGUAUCCUGCACAUCAGGCCACCAACAUCGUCGGGCCUCAGAGCAUACAGGGUGGUGCUCACGAAGGGCUGCAGCACCUCGGCCCCUUUGGAAACAUUCCCAACAUUGUGGCCGAGCUGACCGGCGACAACGUUCCCAAAGACUUCAGUGAUGAUCACGGGUACCCAGACCCUCCAAACCCCUGUCCUCUGGGAAAGACAGCAGCAAACGGGUGUUUGGAAAAUGCUCCGGACACAGCCGAGUUCAGCAGAGAGUUUCAAAAACACCAGCACCUUUUUGAUCCAGAGCACGACUACCCAGCACUGGCGAAAUGGAACAAGGAGCUUUUGUACCAAAAACUGAAGGGAGGACCGAAAAGAAGAAAAAGGAGCGUCAACCCGUAUCUGAUGGGCCAGAGGCUGGACAAUGUGGUCGCCAAAAAAUCUGUUCCUCACUUCUCUGAGGAAGAGGAGGAAGAGCCACCAACCCUCUCUGCUGCCAGCAAAUCUACAACCUAAACUCCUGCACCUGCAACACUCACUGUAAUAAUAAAGUAUACUCUCAGAUAGGAGUUUUUUACGCUACAUAUUUAAGCAUUUUGGUUAACAAGCAAUGGAUAAGGGACUUCAGUGCAAGUACUGUAAAAUAAGAAAUAAUAUGCAGAUAAAAGAUAACCAUAUUUUAUUGUAUUGCAGUCAUAUUUAUUAGCACAGUUUAUUAAUGAG
This is a messenger RNA of Anoplopoma fimbria (sablefish), 2289 nucleotides long. RefSeq lists its product as uncharacterized. The coding region runs from base 139 to 2082 and encodes 647 amino acids. Gene Ontology annotation, cellular component: secretory granule. Gene Ontology annotation, molecular function: enzyme regulator activity. The transcript is spliced from 15 exons. Lineage: Eukaryota; Metazoa; Chordata; Actinopteri; Perciformes; Anoplopomatidae. Gene Ontology annotation, biological process: neuropeptide signaling pathway; regulation of hormone secretion. The record is from RefSeq and is a predicted model, not a curated record.